Molecule: messenger RNA, 2195 nt
Organism: Mastomys coucha (southern multimammate mouse)
Lineage: Eukaryota; Metazoa; Chordata; Mammalia; Rodentia; Muridae
Gene: Prcp
Product: prolylcarboxypeptidase
Exons: 9
Coding region: 261-1427 (388 amino acids)
Biological process (GO): regulation of blood vessel endothelial cell migration; proteolysis; negative regulation of systemic arterial blood pressure
Molecular function (GO): serine-type exopeptidase activity; dipeptidyl-peptidase activity
Source: RefSeq, a predicted model, not a curated record
AAGAGCGAUCUGUGAACCUCGCUCCAUUCCCUGCUGCUUGAGGGACCCAGCAUCGAGUCCCUGUACUGGCUUCCUCCUCUGAGUAGAGAGGAGAGUCAAACGCCGUCUGAAAGGUUGACCAUUUUGGGUUUUCUGACACAAGAACUUUUAAACAACGGUACCUAGUCGCUGAUAAACACUGGCAGAGAGAUGGUGGAUCAAUACUUUUCUACACUGGUAAUGAAGGGGACAUUGUCUGGUUUUGCAAUAAUACGGGGUUCAUGUGGGAUGUGGCUGAGGAGCUGAAAGCUAUGCUGGUGUUUGCUGAGCAUCGAUACUAUGGGGAGUCCCUUCCCUUUGGUCAGGACUCCUUCAAGGAUUCCCAACACUUGAAUUUCCUGACAUCAGAACAGGCUCUGGCUGAUUUUGCAGAAUUAAUCAGACACUUGAAAAAAGCAAUCCCAGGAGCUAAAAGUCAACCUGUCAUUGCCAUUGGGGGCUCUUAUGGCGGCAUGCUUGCAGCCUGGUUCAGGAUGAAAUAUCCUCACAUAGUAGUUGGAGCUCUUGCGGCUUCUGCCCCUAUCUGGCAGCUUGAUGGUAUGGUUCCCUGUGGUGAGUUUAUGAAAAUUGUAACUAAAGAUUUUGAGAAAAGUGGUCCAUAUUGUACUGAAAGUAUCCGCAAAUCCUGGAGUGUCAUUAACCAACUCUCAGGUACAGGCAGUGGUCUCCAGUGGCUCACGAACACUCUUCACCUAUGUAGCCCCUUGACUUCUGAGACAAUCUCAACUUUAAAAGGAUGGAUAGCUGAGACCUGGGUGAACCUGGCCAUGGUGAACUACCCCUAUGCAUGCAACUUUUUGCAGCCUUUGCCUGCUUGGCCCAUCAAGGAGGUGUGCCAAUAUUUGAAAAAUCCUAAUGUAUCUGAUACAGUGCUGGUGCAGAAUAUUUUCCAAGCUCUGAAUGUAUAUUAUAAUUAUUCAGGCCAAGCAAAAUGCCUGAAUAUUUCACAAACAAGUACAAGCAGUCUGGGCUCCAUGGGCUGGAACUUUCAGGCCUGCACAGAAAUGGUCAUGCCCAUUUGUAGUAAUGGUAUUGAUGACAUGUUUGAACCCUUUCUGUGGGACUUGGAGUCCUAUUCCAAUGACUGUUUUAACCAGUGGGGAGUGAGACCACGGCCUCAUUGGAUGAUAACCAUGUACGGUGGCAAAAACAUCAGUUCACACUCAAACAUCAUUUUCAGCAAUGGUGACUUAGACCCGUGGUCAGGAGGUGGCGUAACGAAAGACAUCACAGACACCCUGGUGGCUAUCAACAUUCUCGAGGGGGCCCAUCAUUUAGAUCUUCGAGCCCACAAUGCCUUCGAUCCUUCCUCUGUGCUGUUAUCUCGAUUAUUGGAAGUUAAACACAUGAAGAAAUGGAUUGCAGAUUUCUAUAGCAAUGCCAAAUGAGCAACUUUUACAAGAUAAUUUUUUGUUUUCUUUUAUGUUCUCUCCAUCCACAUACCCAUUCACUUUUAUUUGUUUAUGUGUAAUUACUUUCUCUCAUUUGUCAUAUUUGUUGGGCCAAGGCCAAGACAUAAGAAAGCAGCAGGUGGACACAGGGAUCCCACCCAGGUGACAGCUCCGGCUUCACUGUCUUUGUGUCAUCAUGGCAGGCCAUCAGACCUGACAAGGUUCCUCACUGCCUUUCACCAGAGGGAGAGCCCUUCUCUCAGCAGCAGGGAGGUCUCCUUGGUUCUGAGGCUGAAGUCUCUCUGGCCCAUUGUAAGUCUCCACUUCUGCCACAAAAGGGAGAGCAGAAGCUGGAUUCAAAGCGCUGCAGCUGCAGAAUGUGGGAUGCCAAUCCAGGACGCAGGGCUGCUUCCUGUGAGCUCAGUGAGCAACUCUGAAGUGGGCUGCAAUCAAGAAGAAGGCAGAGACCUACCUGUGUGUUGCUCCAGUCUCCCUCCAGCUGUUGGGAGGUCAGUGUGCCUAGGCUGGCUGCUUUUGGAAAGUCUUCUCUUUAUCUCUUUCCCACUUGGCAGCUCUCCUGAGUUCUGGGACAUUUUCCACAGUGACACCGCCAGGGAGGAAUCUGGCCUUCUCUUGCUCUUUUUGUUUCCAAGGUCAAUUUUGUGGUGGUCUGGCUAUAUUCUGCCAAUUUAGGAAAAGUACUGUUUUUUACUUGAAAAACUGAACAAAUUCUGUUAAUAAAAAUCCUUUAAAAUUCUGACAAAU